Cuscuta campestris is the source of this 1444-nucleotide messenger RNA. The record is from the annotation of a GenBank genome assembly. Lineage: Eukaryota; Viridiplantae; Streptophyta; Magnoliopsida; Solanales; Convolvulaceae.
CUAUAUUGAGAAAGAUAUUACUCCCUCCGUCCCACUAUAUUUGUCCACUUUCAUUUUUGCACACCAUCCAAUGCACUUCUUUAAUCCAUUUUAUCUUGUAAUUUGUAUAUUAAAAAAUUAUAGAAAUUAUAUAUUAAUAAUCUAUAUGUUAAGACAAAUCAAACAAGAUCACACAUGACUAUAUUUAGGCUUACACAUUGAGAGAAUUUGAUGAGUCAAAGUACUUAAAUGAACAGUUCCAAAAGUCAAAACUGGACGAAUAUAGCGGGACGGAGAGAUAGAGAGAGAGAUAGAUACUUUGUGGCCGCGUUGAUGGCGAUGGGCCCGGAAAGAUCAAGGCCGCUGCACAAUUUCACGCUUCCAUGUGAAUUGAAGUGGGGGAGCCGGAAGUUCUUGAGAUGCGUCAAGCUUGAUUCAAACGGAAAAAUCGCCGCCGUACACCGGCGGUCUAAUGGGUUGUCGGCGCCCCAUCCCUUGUUGGGCCGGGUUGCUCCGUCCGCCGCGAGGUCAAACGAAAGGCUGAAGAGGGAGGCGGCCGGGAGUAGCCGGAAAUUCGAGUCCUGCGCCGACGGCGGGAUCGCCUCUGUGAGGGAGAAGUUAAUGUUCGAUCUCCAGACGGCAGCGGAUCAGAUAAAAGACGCGAUUUUGCGGGAGGGGUUGAAAGAAGAGCUUCACCAUCGGCCGGCCGUGGAGGGAGGAGGGGAACAAAAAUUGUCUCCGCCUGAAUCCGCCGCCGCUGACCCGAAUAAGCCCCGGAGCUUGAGGACUCGCCGGACAACCGCCGGAUCGACCCGGAACUUAAACGCUUCCCCACCGAGAGGCGAACCCGUAUCUCCAAUAGUGUUGAACGGGCAACCCGCAGUCGGGCAGAAGAGAGGGAAGCUCUCUGUUCCCCUCUCCCGUCAAGAGAUCGAAGAGGAUUUCAUGGCUAUAGUUGGUCACAGACCCGCUCGCCGCCCCAAGAAACGAUCCAAAUUGGUCCAGAAGAAUUUGGAUACCCUCUUCCCCGGAUUAUGGCUGUCGGAAAUCACACCUGAUUUAUACAAAGUUCCUGAUGAUCAAUAGAACACAUAUAUGGACAGGUUGGUGUUGCAAAAAUUGUCAAGACAAGAUGUGAAAGAAGUAACAUUUAAGUUCAUAUCUUGGCAACUUUGAUGACUAUGCAAUUAUGAAGUGACCGUCUAGCCACUUUGAAAGACCCUUGUGGAUGAGGUUCAUUCAUUUUUUGAAAUGAAAUCCAUGAGCAAACUUGGGAUGAGUCCCUUCUUCUAGUAGCCUUCCACUUGAUUUGAAAAAUUAUUUUGAGAAAUUAUUCAUAUUUUAGAUAAUAAAGAGCAUCAAAAUACUUAUGUGUAAUUAUCUUUUAAUAGACAUUUUGAUAAAUGACUAUUUAGAAAACAUAUCUCAACUAUAAAGGAUCACGUAAGAAAUUUUUGCUUAUUGU